Molecule: messenger RNA, 2708 nt
Organism: Peromyscus leucopus (white-footed mouse)
Lineage: Eukaryota; Metazoa; Chordata; Mammalia; Rodentia; Cricetidae
Gene: Gpr31
Product: G protein-coupled receptor 31
Exons: 1
Coding region: 165-1124 (319 amino acids)
Biological process (GO): G protein-coupled receptor signaling pathway
Cellular component (GO): membrane
Molecular function (GO): G protein-coupled receptor activity
Source: RefSeq, a predicted model, not a curated record
GCCAGACCCUGGUACUGUUUCAGUAUUAUUUUCUCGCCGAAUGCAGAACUUGUUUGCUUUGUGGCAAGAAAGGGUUAUUUUCUCUUUCUCUCAGAGGAAAGAGCGUAGCCAGACCUCCUUGAUUUCUUUUCCUGAGCGGCUUCAGCUCAGUGUGGCCUCGGCCCAUGGCGCGCCUCAACUGCUCAGCUGCCGGCGCUGUGGUGGAGACCGCUGUGGGCACAAUGCUGACACUGGAGUGUGCUCUGGGCCUUACAGGUAAUGCUGUCGCCCUCUGGACCUUCUUUUACCGUCUCAAAGUGUGGAAGCCUUACGCGGUCUACCUCUUCAACCUGGUGGUGGCUGACCUGCUACUGAUCACCUGUCUGCCGUUCCUCGCUGUCUUCUACCUGAAGGGCAAGACCUGGGGACUCGGCCACGUGCCCUGCCAAAUCCUGCUCUUCCUGCUGGCCUUCAGCCGUGGGGUGGGGGUCGCCUUCCUGACGACAGUGGCUCUAGACCGAUAUCUGCGUGUGGUCCAUCCUCGGCUCCGAGUCAACUUGCUAUCUCCAAGGGCAGCCUGGGGCAUCUCUAGCCUAGUAUGGCUUCUCAUGGUUGCCCUCACUCCCCAAAACAUGCUCAUCCACAAGGCUAUCCAGAAUUCCACCGAGUGCCCCAGCUUCUAUCCCAUAGGAGAAACUGAGGCCGGCGCCAUCUGGCAGGAGGUGCUCUUCUUCCUACAGCUCCUGCUUCCCUUCGGCCUCAUCUUCUUCUGUAACACUGGGCUCAUCAGGACCCUCCAGGAGAGACUCCGGGAGUCUGACAAACAGCCCAGGCUCCGGAGGGCCAGGGCGCUGGUUGCCAUGGUGCUGUUGCUGUUUGGACUGUGCUUCCUGCCUAGUGUCCUGGCCCGGGUCCUGGUGCAUGUCUUUCGGGAGUUUGAGAGCUGCAGCAUCCAGCAAGCCAUAGUGCAGGCCUCCGAUGUUGCUGGCAGCCUCACCUGCCUGCACAGUGCAUUGAGCCCAGCCGUUUACUGCUUCUCCAACCAGGCCUUCACCCACUCGUACCGGAAGGUGCUCAGAAGCCUUCGAGGCUGGAGGAAGGCAGCAGAGCCGGCUAGCUCCAACCUCAGGGACUCCUAUUCCUGAUGACUCCUGAAAUCCUCAGCUCCCCUUUGUUCUGGAACCACCUUGAAUCUGAACAAUAACCCGAUGACCUCGGGGUCAGAAGACAGAAAGUGCACUACAAGGAUCCAGACACAGUCAACGCCGUGACACACUUGGUUCACCUGGAUUUCCCCUGCUUCUGUCACACUGCCGAGUGGCAGAUCACCCAGGCAGAUCCUGCCUCCUUUGCACAGUGACCGUCCUGAUGGAGUUGCCAAGCUGAGAGGUUGAGCUGUUCUGCACAUCCACACGGGAAGGUUCUAACGGGCUCGAUCAGCGAGGAGACUGCUGUGUUACUCCAGCACCGUCUGGUCUCUUGGGUCAUGCUCCCUUUCCACACUCCCAUUCUCCAGUGUGAAAAGCUGCUUUCUUCUCACCAAGCGUGGAGCUCAGAAGACUGGAAGCCAGCCACCCCUGCUGUUCUGAAGAGGUUGCAGGUCUCGUUCUGUUUUUAUAAAAUUCCCCUUUGUUUUUAUAGGUUGUACCAAGUGUCAGAGACAGUUCGGCAAGCUAGCUCCUUCACUGCAGGAGACACCUGGUAAUUGCCUCAACACUGACCUGGAAGUGCUAGCUUAACUUGAAAUGUCUGCAUUUAUCUUAGUCCUGGGGAGAGGCACUUGCUUUCUAAAUGGUGCUUGAACCUCCCCCCCCCCGGGGGGGGGACCUACGGGCUGGCAGACCAUUGGCAUGGGGCUGGUGUCACCUCAGUCCUAAAACACACAGGCCAGGGACAGCCGGUGAGCAGGAGGAUUCAUCUCUGUUUCCAUGCUCAUAUCUAGAAAGGCAGCUAAGAAAAAGGAGUACCCACAAUGUUUGUGGGGGCACCUACCGCCUACCUGGGAUGUUCUUGCAAUGGCCAUGGCUCCUCACACAGGCAUCCCACGGUGUACCCUCCUUGAUGCCAGAGCUGGUGGCAUUGGCAACACCAUGUCCACUCACAUGUUUCCUUCCCUGCUUGGCAGAGUCCUUGUCAGGACCCACCUGAGACAUUGUGCGGAAGGAUAGAAAAGCCCUAUAGACCAGGGUGGCCUACCAGACUCAGUGUUCCUGGGGAAUGAGGGCCGUGCAGCAGUACUUCUGUUUUCCAGGAUUUGUUUCCUCCUGAGAAAGCAGACUGUCGCAGGCCUGAGACAGAACCGUGGCCUGGCCAGGACGAGCCUGAAGUCUGCUGGAUGGGUGCAUUUGGUGCUGUGCCCACGUUCUUCCCUCUUAGCGGAGGAGAAGCACCUCCGUUCUCUCCCCAGCACCCUGGUGCACCAGCAGUUUAAAGGGUGCUUUGAAAACCCUCCAUUCAACACAAGCGUUUUCUUUGAAAUGUCGUUAUCGCUGCCACAAGAGGAGUCCCAGCCCUCUCCUGCUCUUGGACUUUUGAGUCUGUGCCUGCACUUAGGACAGGCACACCGAAUGUGACGGCGUCCUCUGGACAGUUACUACUGUUAUCUACGGUGGCAGGGGCUGUAAAACAGACCAUCCCCACUCCUUGUGAAAGCUUUGCUAGUCAGCUGUGGGGAGGUCUGUCUGUCAGCUGUGGGGAGGUCUGUCUGUCUGCUGUGGGGAGGUCUGUCU